Molecule: messenger RNA, 3415 nt
Organism: Polypterus senegalus (gray bichir)
Lineage: Eukaryota; Metazoa; Chordata; Cladistia; Polypteriformes; Polypteridae
Gene: thrb
Product: thyroid hormone receptor beta
Exons: 8
Coding region: 561-1988 (475 amino acids)
Biological process (GO): negative regulation of transcription by RNA polymerase II; retinoic acid receptor signaling pathway; thyroid hormone receptor signaling pathway
Molecular function (GO): RNA polymerase II cis-regulatory region sequence-specific DNA binding; zinc ion binding; nuclear receptor activity
Source: RefSeq, a predicted model, not a curated record
AAAGUGGAAAAUCAGAUUUUGGGAUUUCCUUUAAUCCUGCUUUUGAGAGAUGAUGUUUUUUUUCCUUCCCAUUUCAAAAAUGUCUUUAUAAAACAAUAAAAUUCUGCAAAGUGGAGAAGCAGUCAUUUCUUAAAGUCAGACUUUCCAAGUGGACGGUAAUCGCCCCUCAAAUGGGUGCUGCGGAAACGUAGAAGACGCUGCUGUGGACUGCAGAUUGUCACUCGCUACCUGUGUGUCUUCUCUCCAGGACUUAGUAACGGUCAGAGAUUAGAACCUGUCAUAAAUCUGCUACCAAGUUUGUUUGACUGGCGGGAGAAGGGGGUCGAUGGGGCGGGGUGUCGACUACCCUCUCGUAUAUAAAGCAGAUUUCUAGUACCUGCACUGCUGUAACACUAAACUGACAAAAUAGUAGAUAAUAGAAGGAAUCAUACAGGUGUAUUUUUUUGUUUCAUAUUGAACUUUAUGACACAAGUUAAGGGCAUUUAAAAUAUCAUACCUCUACUUUGGUAGAUGAUUUUCUUAACAGUCAUAAGGUUGAUGAUUUCUGAAUUUUUGCCACUAUGAACUACUGCAUACAAGAGACGUACAAUGUGCAUCAUGGCACAGGUAACAAUUACCCUGUGCAGCCUGUCGACUACUGCAUGUAUGCAGAUGAAAGCCAGUGUUACAGCAACUGUGAGCCGCAGGUUCUCCAUAAUAAUGCAUGUAUGGAACAGGCCUGGCUAGCGAAUCAGCCUUAUACCUGUAGUUACCCUGGAAACGUGUUCAAAAAUGAAUACUGUAGUGUGGACAUGGCCUUGAAUCACUAUCAUCAGACUGAGUGUUUCGCAGAUGGAAAAACGGAUUUCUCCCAAGUUCAGUGGAUGCCAGGUUCACAGAAAAAAGGGUACAUACCCAGCUAUUUGGAUAAAGAUGAGUUGUGUGUAGUUUGUGGUGACAAAGCAACUGGUUACCACUAUCGGUGUAUUACCUGUGAAGGCUGCAAGGGCUUUUUCCGGAGAACAAUUCAGAAAAAUCUUCAUCCCACCUAUGCCUGCAAGUAUGAGAGAAAAUGUAUUAUAGACAAAGUAACAAGAAACCAGUGUCAGGAGUGCCGGUUCAAGAAAUGCAUUUCAGUUGGCAUGGCGACAGACUUGGUCUUGGAUGACAGCAAGCGAUUAGCGAAAAGAAAGUUGAUUGAAGAGAAUCGAGAGAGACGACGACGUGAAGAACUGCAGAAGACCAUUUGGAGCAAGCCUGAACCUAGCCAAGAAGAGUGGGAGCUCAUCCGAGUGGUGACAGAGGCACACAUGACCACUAACGCACAGGGAAACCACUGGAAACAAAAAAGAAAAUUCCUGCCAGAAGAUAUUGGUCAGGCUCCAAUCAUGAACGCACCAGAGGGAAGCAAGGUGGACAUAGAAGCAUUUAGCCAGUUUACAAAAAUCAUCACACCUGCCAUCACAAGGGUGGUGGACUUUGCCAAAAAGCUGCCUAUGUUUUGUGAGCUGCCAUGUGAAGACCAGAUAAUCCUUCUCAAAGGCUGCUGCAUGGAAAUUAUGUCUCUCCGUGCAGCUGUACGUUAUGACCCAGAAAGUGAGACAUUAACUCUUAAUGGGGAGAUGGCAGUGACCAGAGGGCAGCUCAAAAAUGGAGGCCUUGGGGUGGUGUCUGAUGCCAUCUUUGACCUCGGGAUGUCACUUUCAUCUUUUAAUCUGGACGACUCAGAGGUUGCACUGCUGCAGGCUGUAAUUUUGAUGUCCUCAGAUCGUCCAGGGCUUUCAAGCGUGGAAAGAAUUGAAAAAUGUCAGGAAGAGUUCCUCCUGGCUUUUGAGCAUUACAUUAACUAUCGCAAGCAUAAUGUCUCUCACUUCUGGCCAAAACUUUUAAUGAAAGUAACAGACCUACGAAUGAUAGGAGCAUGCCAUGCCAGCAGGUUUCUGCAUAUGAAGGUGGAGUGUCCUACAGAGCUCUUCCCACCUCUUUUUCUGGAAGUGUUUGAGGACUGAGAUGUUGUCCAAGAUGGGGUGGAAUUCCUACUCUAGACUUUCUAAAACUGUUUUAGCACUACUGAGCAUAAUUUCAUUCCAUAGCAUAGGAUAGCUUUCUGCCUAGACGUGGAUGAAAACAUUCCUUCAAUGCGGAAAUAACCGAAAACAUGAAUAAGUGACAACAUAAAGCAUCAGCAUUUACAUUUUAAUCCGUUGUUCAUAGCCUUUUGCAAAACAUCAUCCCAAGAUCCUUUUGUUAAGCACCAUCUUCUGUUUCCUGUUAUGUGACGAUGCCUUGUAAAGACAGUAGACUGGACAUAUUUAUUACAUUCUUUUGGGGUUUUUUUCAUCCCACCCCCAUGUUGGCGACUUUACAGAAUAAAGACUUUGAGCGCACAGACAAUCAGAUUGAUAAGCUAAGGACAAGUGCAGGGUUAAAGUUAGCCAUUCACUUCUGUUUUAUAAAGAAAGCAACAAACAAUAAAAUGAACUAUUAAUGUAAUGCAAAUACUCUUAUUGCUGAUUAAAGAGUGUUAUAUAUUUUGCAAAGCUAGUGUUUUAGGAAGCUAUGGUGGGGCAAUAGCAUUUAAGGUAUAUGUGAUUCAAUAAAAUAUAUAUUACACCGUUACAAAGCUAUUUUACCAUACAGAGGAUAAUGGUUUGUAUAUUUUCAGACUGCAGAUGUUAUUUUCUACAGAUACUUUAUGCAUUUAAUGAACUUGUAAACAUUUUACAGAUAAAGCCAAAAAAGAGCAACCUUAACUUUCCAUUAUUUUGUAAUAUGAAUUCUAUACAGAUUGGACACAUGUCCUUCUUUAGUUCAUCCGAUAUUUUGUCUUUCACAAGAAGGAGGCUUAGAUAUUGCUGGUCUUAUCAGCUAAUGUGUGUUUUGCCUGCAGAUAUCAAUGGGUUCAAAUAUGUGACAGCUAUAAAACUAACAGUAAAUGCUGUGUCGAGCAUCUUGUUAGGAAUUGCCGUUCAGUAUUGUACCAUCACACCAAAUAGCAUUAUCUUGAGCUAAACCAACAGCAGAUUUACGCAGCGUAAUCCUAGUAUGAGAACACAUGAGGAUCAUCAGAGAAAUGUGAUGCUCAAGUGGCUCAAUCGCCUUACACAUUACCUGAUAUCCUAACACGAUAGCCGUAAACCAGAAGAAACAAACUCCUGUUUAGCCAAAUUACAGUCCAAAUAUAUGAGUGUACAGUACAUUGUAAAUGCUCACAGUUUUGUACCAAACCAAAUGUGUUUCACUGGCAUGUUGGUCAGCAUUAUCAAUUAAGAUUGAAAACGGGCAUAUACUUGGUAUGGAGAAUGUGGAAAUCAAUGUAACACAUGCUGUCAGUGAACAUAUGAGUGAAGAGUUGCACUAUUAACAAUUCAAUGUUUGCACUUAAUGUAAAUUGGCUGUGAAAAUAAAGAUGGGUUGACAAACUCCCUUGAACUUA